This is a messenger RNA of Chiroxiphia lanceolata (lance-tailed manakin), 3940 nucleotides long. RefSeq names its product cadherin 17 (gene CDH17). Gene Ontology annotation, cellular component: catenin complex; plasma membrane; adherens junction. Lineage: Eukaryota; Metazoa; Chordata; Aves; Passeriformes; Pipridae. Bases 400 to 2901 code for a protein of 833 amino acids. The transcript is spliced from 17 exons. The record is from RefSeq and is a predicted model, not a curated record. Gene Ontology annotation, biological process: homophilic cell-cell adhesion; cell-cell junction assembly; multicellular organism development. Gene Ontology annotation, molecular function: calcium ion binding; cadherin binding.
UUUUUCCUGUGAACAUGUUGUUGUGUUCAGCAAAGGGGAAACGAAAAUGGGGCUUGUGUGACAGAAUCAUUGUAACAAUCAGGUUGCAUGGCUUAAAUUUUUGUCCUGGGUUCAAUCUCUGACAGCUCUUUGGGACUCUCACAACAUGUGGCACCUCUUGCACCAUUGAGCACAGGUCUGAUGGGCACAGACUUCCUGGACAGCCUGGAACACCAGCGGUCUUGCCUCUCAUGGGCAGAGCUGCCCCUGGUCCUUCAGAGCUCACUCCUCAGUUCUCUCCCUGCAGCUUCAGGAAAGCUCAGCUGUUGCCUUAGUUUGCAAAUAGACUGGGCCAACUCUAUGACAUUAAAGUGACUGUCAUCUCUUCUUUGCAGGACCUGAAGCAAAGCAUAUUCCAGUAUGCUUAAGCUGUGUGGACUUCAAUUUCUACUUGUCAUUCACUCGGCUAUGUGCCUUAAUCUGGGGGACCUGCAUGUAACUGGGCCUCUGAAGGACAUGAAUUUCUCUAUUCCAGAAGGAGGGGGUGUGCGCAUCCUUUACCAGUUCACAUCUGAGCCACCUGCUGUGAAAUUCAGGUUGUCUGGUGAUACAGAUGGAAUAAUAGGCAUUGCGCCGGAGAACGGCAUCCUGUAUCUCAAUGGGUCUCUGGAUUGGGAGACCAAACCCGUGCACUGGCUGCAGGUGGAAAGUCUGGAUGCAAAUGGAAAUGUAGUGGAAGGUCCAUAUGCUGUUACAAUAUAUGUGGAGGACAUCAAUGACAACCCACCAGAAUUCGACCAGAUAACAUAUUCUGGAGUAGUGAGGCAGAACUCUCGUCCAGGCAAGCCUUUCAUGUAUGUCCAUGCCACUGACCGCGAUAAUCCUGCAACUCCCCAUGCACAGCUGACGUACAGCAUUCUCCAUCAUUUUCCCAACCCUUAUAAAGAAAUGCUUUUCCAGAUCGAUAAUGUAACAGGAGCCAUCUCACCGAGUAGGACGGGCUCUUAUUACUUAGAUCCUCAAAAGCAGGACACCUUCACACUUGUUGUUUCCGUGAAGGACAUGGCAGGAAUGUCAACAAAUGCUUUCACCAGCAGUGCCGAUGUGAUCAUCCAUGUGAAGGAGAGCCUGUGGAAAGCUCCCCCCACCAUCCGCAUCCAAGAAAACUCAACCCAGGUCCAUCCUGUCAACAUCAGCCAGGUGCAGUCAAAUGAGCCAAAUGUAACUUAUGACAUUUUUGAAAAAGAAGAGGUGUCCAGGCUCCCAUUUUCCAUCAGUCAGGAUGGGGUUAUUUAUGUGACCAAGCCAUUGGACAGGGAAGAAAAGGAUACUUAUACGUUCUUUGUGAUCACAAAAGAUAACCAGGGAGAAUUGGUGGACAAGCCUUUGCAAAUUCAUGUUAUUGUGGAAGACAUUAAUGACAAUCCCCCUGUGUGCAAGCAGGCCCUCACUGUAAUUGAAGUUCAAGAAAAUGAAGUUGGAGGAAGCAAUAUUGGCACCCUGUUUGCUACAGACAUGGAUGAGGAGAACACCCUUAACUCUCGCCUGCGGUUCAAAAUCAAAAGUCAGGUUCCUGAAGUUCCCACGAGCAAUUUGUUCUAUACUCAGCAAGAAACCGGGAUUUUGCAGUUAACUGGCCGUUCCUUAAGCAAGCUCUAUGCAUCCAACUAUUCGUUGGAGGUGCUGGUGACAGAUGGAGCAUUUGAAACAAUCUGUGACGUGGAAGUACAUGUCAUUGACAUCAAUGAUCAAAUUCCCAUCUUUGAAAAAUCAGAUUAUCACAAUGUGACCAUUGCAGAAAGUGUCCCAGUAGGAACUGUGAUAUUAGAAAUUCAAGCUCACGAUGGAGAUGAGCCUGCCACAGGGAGCUCCCUCAUCAUCUACCAAGUGAAGGAAGGAGAUCCAAACAACACGUUCAUCAUAGACACUGAUGCUAAAACAAACCGAGGGUUCAUCAAGAUUAACAAGGCUCUUGAUUUUGAAACAAAGCCAGUGUACAACCUGGUGAUCAAUGCCACAAACCCCGAACCGCUGGUGCCAGGAGUGCAGUACAACUCAAGUUCCCUUACCUUGUUUAAAGUUUUCUUAACAAAUGUGGAUGAGCCACCUGUUUUCCUCAAACCAGUUUACAAAGAAGAAGUGUCUGAAGACAUUCCUGUCAAUACCCUGGUCAUGACUGUGGAGGCCUAUGAUCCUGAGGGGGAUUCUGUACGAUACUCCUUAGAAGGUGAUGUGAAGAAAUGGCUGAGAAUUAAUCCAACCACUGGGCAGGUAUACACUGCUUCCCGUUUGGAUCGAGAAGAAACAGAAACGUACACAAUAGAUGUUGUUGCAACAGAGCUGAAUAAUGCAGCUCAGAAAUCCAGAACAUCCUUGAUUCUCCACUUACAGGAUGUGAAUGACAACCUUCCAUAUUUAGUUAAGGAUAAUCCUGCUUUCUUCUGCUACCCGGUCAGGGGAGGAGAGAGAACUCUGAUUCAGGCUACUGAUGCUGAUGAACAGUGGUUUUAUUCAAAAUUUACGUUUUCCCUUGCGGAUGAUAUUAAUACAAGAAAUAAUUGGGAAAUCUCAAAAGUCAAUGCUACUCAUGCUUACCUCUCUCCAAAACAUCCUAACUUUGAAGAGAAGAUUUAUAACGUUCCAAUAAUACUUAAUGACAAUGGAAAGCCAGCUUUGGAAAACAAGGUGCAUCUUAAAGUAAACAUAUGCAAGUGUUCAAGUGAAAACUCGUGCUUUAUUGAAGUAGAACGUGAGCACUCCUGGCCAACCGCUGGGCAGGCAAUUGGGAUUCUAAUUGCAGUCCUGCUCAUCAUUGGUGCCAUUUUAGGGGGCGCAUUUUUCCACAUGAAAUACAAACAGAAAAAUGAAAAGAGCCAUCACAAAGAUGCAACAGAUAGUGCUGAACUCAACAGACUGACUUAAAGACUGUUUCGUCAAGUGACAAAAUGUGGCAAAAAUGCCCUUUGGGUUGUGAGUAAGUGAACUUUGCAGCUCCCAAAGCCCAGAAGUCUACGAUCACAAACUGAGGAUAAAAACAUGUUAAAGCAGACUCCCAGGGGUUUGGCCUCACUUUUGUAUGUCAUACUAUUCAGUCACAAAACAAAACACAUACACAGUCUUCAGCAGCAGCCACUAUAAACAUAUCAGCUUUGACUGAAGUGUUAACUCAUGACAACACCAAAUGCUGAGCUCCUGCAAGGGUCAAAACAUGGGACAAUCCUUCUUUGUUUGACAGCUGAAGUAAAUAUGGACUUUACAGAGGACUACAUUUUAUUGACCUGCACGUACUUGUCUCUUUCCAUCUCAGUAAGUCACUGAAUAGCAGAUAAGGGAAUAAAGUCCUGCACUGCCUUUGAAGAUGUCCCAUGAAACGAUAGGAAUCUCUCUAACUCUCAGCAACGGAGGUCCUAAAUAUAUUGCAAUAUGUAAUCUGUCCUGGGCCAUGCCUGCUUACAUUAUGCUGAAUUUGUACUAACUAUGUGACAUUUCAGUUUUUCAUUUUUGAUACCCACAGAGUAGAACCAGUUUGUAAAGCGCCAUGGCCUUUCAUUACAGUUUCCAAGUUAAAAAAACAAACCAUGCCAAGUCAUGUAGACUUGGGUAAUAUGCUGUUGUAUCAGACUGCUGCAAAUAUUGCUCUUGCCCCCUACACAUUAGACAAGAAUAAAAAUGUUCUUUAAAGGUUUUAGUGCCUGCUUAUUUUAUAAAAUGAAUUAAAAAAAAAGACAGUGUACCUGACAGCAAACCAUUGCUGCUUGGUUAUCUAUUGUAUUUAACCCUCAUUUUCAUGUAAUACAGAUUAAAAAUGGCUCUUAGGCGAGUGAUGUGUCCAACUGAUUGAAGAUGCAAUGAUUGCUGUAAGCAUUUCUAUCUUAGUUACAGUAAAAUGUACUUGAGCACAGGAUGACACUCAGGAAAGGAAAGCCUUUCUCCUGACAGCAUGCCUAUAGAAGGGCAUUUU